Messenger RNA from Seriola aureovittata, 3532 nucleotides. It is a transcript of the gene nkpd1, whose product is annotated as NTPase, KAP family P-loop domain containing 1. The record is from RefSeq and is a predicted model, not a curated record. Bases 96 to 2294 code for a protein of 732 amino acids. NCBI's taxonomy places the organism in Eukaryota, Metazoa, Chordata, Actinopteri, Carangiformes, Carangidae. The transcript has 4 exons.
UCUAGGAUUUCACUAACAGAGGAUUCUCUGGAUCGGAGCAUUGAAUAAAUGUAUGUGAAUGUGAAUGUGAAAAGGAAAUGUAAAUUGAGUUAAUCAUGCUGUUUGUUUUUCUUUCCAAUCUGCUUUCAGAUGAUAUUUAUGCAUACGCUCUGUCCAAGACCCUGCCUAAAGUCUCAUCACCUGCAACUGUAGGACUCUACUCUUCAUGUCAGAAUCGAAUUAAUAUGAUCCUCGAAAAAAUGGAAGUGUACAUGAACAGGGAGGCUGUGAGGAUUGAGACGGAACACAAAGGCAGGCCCCGCUCAGUCAAGCCUUCAUUUACAGGCUUUCUAGCGCUCAUUGGCCGACUGCUCUUCUACAGGCCCAUUUUGACUGAGGAGAACCAGCAGCACCGUGACGUCAGGUUCAUUUAUGUGCAUUUCAGUGCCUGGCAUUUUGCAGGCAGUGACAUGCUUUGGGCCGGGCUAGCCAUACGACUGUUUCAGGCCAUGCAGAUGAACUUUGGGAAAUUACAGCUCGUACUUUACCGUGUGGCUCAACACGAUGAAGAGGACGAAAUCAAGAAGAAGGUAAUGGAGAAUAGUACUAACCACUGGAGAUCCAAGAAGAUUUGCUGCUGCCCUCUGUGGUUUCUCAUCCUGUUCAUUGUCGUGGUACCACCUAUCAUCCUGGUGUUGGUAUUGACAUUUGGCCUUCCCAAACCCGAGGUGGAACCAGACGAAGAGGUGAAUAACACAAAAGGCCAGGUGGGUGUGGUGGAGGGCGUGGUCAUUGCUGUGUUAGGAGUCCCUGCAGCGAGCGCAUUGAGGUUUACCUAUCAGAUGGUUAAGAACCUCAUCUUCAGCCAGGAAAUGAACCUUAAGAAGGGGUUGGACAAUGGGAAGAUCAGCAACCAACUGGGCUUAAUGAAUGAGGUGAGGAUGGAAAUGUGGUUCCUGUCUCGCUUCAUCCAGUUUAUGGAAAUAUUUGAGAGAAGAAGGAUUCGAGUGGUGUUGAAGAUCACCAACCUGGACCGGUGCACCCCCAAGAAAAUUGUUGCAGUUCUGGAUGCCAUCAACAUUCUGCUUUCAGACGAGGAGAGUCCGUUUAUUUCCAUUUUGGCAGUAAAUCCAGAAGUUAUUGUAGAGAAAGUGAACUUUGCAGACGGCUGCUUCAGCAAAGAGGACAGAGCUUAUGCAAUGUUGAACCGCAUUGUGACUCUGGCCUUCACAGUCCCACCACUGUGCGACAAUUCAAAGUGCAAGUUUUUUUACAGCCUCACAAGAAAUUCAAAAGAUAGAAAUAGAGCUUGGGGCCUCACGAAGACAUCUUCCUCAGAUGUAACAGAAGUACUAAUUGCACUGGAAGAGUCACAGCAACUGAUCAAUAACACUACAGUAGCACUGGAUGUAAAAGACAGCGAAGUAGAGCAGCUGGUGGAGAGCAGCCUGACCAACAAUGAAAGAAAUAUAAACAAGUACAUGUUAGAUGAUGCCAUGUCUAUGAGGAGGGUGAUCAACUCCAUUCGAGUGACUGUGAUAAUGAUGAAGGCUUUGGGGAAAGAGCCUCGUCAACCAGAAUACAUUGCAGCAUGGGUGGUCUUAGCCAAUCAGUGGCCCUGCCGACUUAGCUGGAUCAUCCAGUGUGCAGAAGACGCUCAGCAGAGAGCAGAUAUUGAUCAUGAAAAUGUGACCAACACCGAUGAUUCAAAGACCUUGUGGAAAGUCUUCAGUGAGUCCAGGGCAGAACUGUAUGUGAUGAGUGCACAGAUUGAGGACCUCCUCGAGCAGGACGGAGAUCCUGAGAUGUUCGAAAGAUUCCUGACAGUAGAUUUCCAAUUCACCAUAAGCGACUUAAAGACGUUUGAAGUGGCAACGGUAAACCUGGAUCAUACGAUUAGGAAGGAGCUGGCUCAGAUCAGAGGGACAUCCAGGCUGAAAGACUCUGGUUGGAUGAGGGACCUGGCUCCUCUACCUAUCACAACUAUCAUCAAAAUGAAUACAGAGGAUGUAUGCAAAGAGUUGGAGAGAAUGGAAUACCCCAGUAAGUAUAUCGAUAAGGUGAGAAGCAAUGACCUCAAUGGUUUGGCACUGCUCUUUGGUAGUGCAGAGGACCUGAAAGACCUCCUUGGUAUGACCUUUGGUGAAUGGGCAACUUUCAGACUGCACUUCCUGGGUUUACCAUCACAUCGCCGACCACAAUACAAGAACGUGUCGACGGAGCCUCAUCAUCCUCAGAGUCAGCUUUUGAGAUUUAAAGCACAUGCUUUCGAUCAUCACUUGUCUAAUCCCAAUCUGGUUGAUAGUUCCAUGUAGGAUCCAGUCUGCUUCCAGUAUGCCUCAUAUCCCUAAAAUUAUACAAUGCAAUGCAACAUUAAACAACAAUAUUUACAGUAACAAAACAGAGCCUGUGCACAAAAAUAACACGCAAGAAAAUGCAUGAUGAUGAAAAUUUUAUGCUCAAUGUUUCAGUGUUAUGAAUAAAUCUGUUUCUUGCCAAGAGUUAGAUGAUCAUUACCACUCUCACGUCUCUAUGCUAAAUAUGAAUUUUUGUUUAUAAUAAAGACUGGGAGCAGGGAAAACAGCUAGUCUGGCUCUGAUGUAUAGAUUAACCAAGCGAGAUACACAGCUUGUUAAUUAGUCAGCUUUAGAAGUUCAGUGUUUUCUAACUUUGAACAGAGCCAGACUAGCUGUUUGCCCAUGCUCCUAUAGUUGCUGCUAAACUAAGCUAAUUGCUUCGUGGCUUCAUAUAUUUCAAGCACACAGACAUGAGAGAGGUAUCUUUUAAUUGUCACUCUCAGCAAGAAAGCAAAUAAAGUGUUUCCCAAAAUGACAAACAUGUCCUUUAGCUAAUGUGAUUGCUCCACACUUAAUUUUGUUUACAGUUUAAACAUUACUUAUUACACUUUGUCAUCAACUUAUCUGUAAACCAGUUCAGUGUGAAUAGAUUAUUUUUUCUUCUCAUUAAGAAGGUGGUGUCUGCGAGAUGGUUCAGCCAGAUAACUCCAGCAUCCCGAAAAUGCUGACUCAUGCCGUGCACACAGUACCACUGUGCUCAGCUUCUCAACCUGCUAAUGCCAGUGUCUCACAGUCACUGCUGAACUACUGCUCAAAUGUCUACAUGCAUUUUCUGUGCUCCCUCCUCCACUCAAACAUAGACCUCUCUUAAAUCCCUUUGAGGGAUUUCAACUCAUCACUCCCUGCGUUCUCAUCUGCUGAUCACUGUGCUGUACAAGGGCGUGAUGAGCCACUGAGCCUUGAUGCCACAAAGAAUUGCAUUCAGAUUUUAUUUGUAAUGAGUUGUCUAACUGAACUGGAUAGUGUGGUUUAUCACACUCUGCAUUAAUUUUCCCAACAAACAUUCAGUUAUUCUGGUUCAGUAAUCUAUAUCGUAUUGAAUUCAUAACGAAAACUUUCAUUUCAAGUUUUGGACAUGAUGAAGUGGUUCUGCGUAGCUGAUGGAAACUGACCAACAAACUAUACUGUUGCAAUAGAAAAGUCAGGUACAUUUCAACUUUCCAAAUGCACUGGUCUCAGCAUUUGUCAUUGAACUG